Molecule: messenger RNA, 903 nt
Organism: Melitaea cinxia (Glanville fritillary)
Lineage: Eukaryota; Metazoa; Arthropoda; Insecta; Lepidoptera; Nymphalidae
Gene: Trax
Product: translin-associated protein X
Exons: 4
Coding region: 18-860 (280 amino acids)
Cellular component (GO): nucleus; cytoplasm
Molecular function (GO): RNA binding; RNA endonuclease activity; sequence-specific DNA binding
Source: RefSeq, a predicted model, not a curated record
ACUACUAAACCGAACCUAUGUCUGGAAAAGGUAAAUACCGGGGUAACCGGCAGAGGCAUAGCCACACAACAUUGUCUCAUGUGGCUAAAGAAACGGCGACAUCUCUACCCGCAGACAGUCCGGUGCUGGCUAUGUUUAAAGACGCAGCUUUGAAGUUGAAUGAUCGUCAAGAUAGACACGAAAGACUCGUUAAACUCUCGAGGGAUAUAACUAUAGAGAGCAAGAGGAUCAUAUUUCUUUUACAUUCUGUUAUUACUGAAGAAUCUGCAGAAAAAGCUGUUAAAGAAGCUAAUGAACGUCUACAAAAGCUUAUUAAAGGGCCAAUAAAGAGUGUCGGUUUGGAACUUGAAAAUAUUCCAGCUUACUUGCAUUCUAGAGCUGUAACUGCAGGUCUACAAGAAUUCAUUGAAGCCAGGACAUUUUGCUCCUUGAUGGAGAGCAAGGUUAUCAUAACCUGGCCGGAAGUACAAAAGGAAUUCCAGUAUGUAGUGAAAAAUGGGGAUGAAGAUGACAGGACGGUGACCACUUUGUUACCACAAACAGACUAUAUGCUGGGUAUUGCUGAUCUCACUGGUGAAUUGAUGCGGAAAGCAAUAAACUCAAUAUCCAGCGGUGACAGUCAGGAAUGCUUCCACGCUUGUCAAGUUGUGAGGGAUCUUUAUACAGGAUAUUUAGGACUCUUCGGCAUGGGUAAGGAGCUAGCUCGUAAAAUGACCACAACACGUAAUAACGUUGCUAAAGUAGAAGCAGCCGUGUAUGCGUUACGUGUGAGGGGUGGGGAGGCCCCACCAUUGUUGUUGCUACCGGCCAAACCUGAGUGGGAAGUGAUGGAGCACUCUGACGAUGAAGGAUUUUAUUAAGUGAAGAUAAUAAUGUUAAUAUAAUCUAUUGGAUCAUAAAAAA